GCCAUUGCGGGUGGCUUUCGGACGAGCUCACGUCGUGUAUUUAUCCUCAGUGGAGCGCGUGAGCGCCUUUUGCCUUGCGAUCAAUCGUGAAUUUCCCUGCCGUCGUCACGGAGUCCGAAGAUACGAUGCCGCAUAACAUCUACUAUUCCGACAAGUACUACGACGACCAGUACGAGUACAGGCACGUUGUUUUGCCAAAAGAGCUGGUAAAAUUGGUACCAAGAACUCAUCUGCUAUCUGAGCAAGAAUGGAGAGCCAUUGGAGUCCAGCAAAGUCAAGGAUGGGUACAUUAUAUGAUUCAUGAUCCUGAGCCACAUAUUCUGCUAUUCAAGAGGAAAAUAACGACACCCCCGGAGAUUAAAAGGGAUGAGAAAUAAAUUAUAUGGCUAAAUUAUUAUAUCAACUUGUACAUAACAAUUUAGAUCAUGUUCAUAUUUAUGGUGGAACACAAUUGUGAUUAUAAAAAUCAUGCUCUUUUUUUUUCUCUUUUUAAAUAACAAAGUGCAGUGCCUAAUGUUGUUGCAUGAUGCCGAAUCAACUUUCCAAAGAAUCUGAUUUACAAAAUCACGCAAAUUACACACUAAUAUUUGAUUAAAUUCCACAAAAUAGUAUGUCCAUGGUCUUUGUAUCUUCAAUUACUUCGCUUUGCCAUUCGUAAAAAAAAUGUCAAGCAAAGUAUGCUGUAUAUAUGUCUAUAAAGUAUUUUAGUUCUUAAUCUCAUUGUCAUAGGCUUUUUUUCUGUAUUGAAAGAUGAAAGGUGUCUCGCGACACGCUAACUCUGACAAAGCGAAAUGCUCUAACUGUCUCCAAAGGUUGUAGUUCUGAAGCGAAGUAAUUUAUAAGAAUUUACUCUUGUGAUUACAGUGCCUUGUAAGAACUUAGUCCAAAAAAUCUCAGUUAAAUUAUAUAAGGCGCUUAGAAUAAUCUUUCAUUAAGUUUGACAAAAGUUUUAGUAAUUUAUACGAAGGAAUACCGUAAACAUUAAGUACUUUCUAUGUAAUUCCAGUUAUCACAAUUGCAGAAUCUUUACUUCAACACAAGAAGUUUUGCACAUGGUUUCUUUUCCGUUUCGAGUAACCUACCCUUUGUAAUCAUAUACGAUUUAUGUAUCUUGAAGGCUGUAUAACUGGAUACAUUAAGUUCAUACUCGAAAUUUACGUUGCAAUCAAAUUGCUAUUUAUGUAAUACACAUUUUUUCACACACUCGAACUUCAGGUAUGCUUAACAUCUGAGCGAUUUUGAUUUGCUUUUUAUAAGAAAAAGGGAAAAUGUAUUACUAAUAUUAUGUUAAAUAAAUGGUUGCAUUUAUGAACAAUA
Molecule: messenger RNA, 1317 nt
Organism: Linepithema humile (Argentine ant)
Lineage: Eukaryota; Metazoa; Arthropoda; Insecta; Hymenoptera; Formicidae
Gene: Cks30A
Product: Cyclin-dependent kinase subunit 30A
Biological process (GO): regulation of mitotic cell cycle
Cellular component (GO): SCF ubiquitin ligase complex; cyclin-dependent protein kinase holoenzyme complex
Molecular function (GO): histone binding; ubiquitin binding; protein kinase binding
Source: RefSeq, a predicted model, not a curated record